GGGGGCGGGGCGGGGCGGAGAUAGAGGCUGGGACUCCGGAGCCAUCCAAACUUCCGGUGCCUCGGGCUCAGCGAGAGGCGAGCACACCGUCGAGGUUGCUUGCCCUGGCGGAGGCUGCGGGGAGCAGGCGCGGGUCAGCGCAGCCAUGGUGAAGAUCAGUUUCCAGCCCGCGGUGGCGGGCAUCAAGGCCGAUAAAGCCGACAAGGCAGCGGCGUCUGGCGCGGCCUCGGCAUCUGCCCCGGCCGCGGAGAUCCUGCUGACGCCGGCCAGGGAGGAGCGCCCUGCUCGCCACCGCGGCAGGAAAGGGGGCUCAGUGGGCGGCGUGUGCUACCUGUCUAUGGGCAUGGUUGUGCUGCUCAUGGGCCUCGUCUUCGCCUCCGUGUACAUCUACAGAUACUUCUUCCUCGCUCAGCUGUCCCGAGCUAACUUCUUCCACUGUGGCGUGUUCUACGAGGACUCCCUGUCCUCCCAGAUCCGCACUCGGAUGGAGCUGGAGGAGGACGUCAAGAUCUAUCUUGAGGAGAACUAUGAACGUAUCAAUGUCCCCGUACCCCAGUUCGGUGGUGGGGACCCUGCAGAUAUCAUCCAUGACUUCCAGCGGGGCCUCACUGCCUACCACGACAUCUCGCUGGACAAGUGCUAUGUCAUCGAGCUCAACACCACCAUUGUGCUACCCCCACGAAACUUCUGGGAGCUCCUCAUGAACGUGAAGAGAGGGACCUACCUCCCCCAGACUUACAUCAUCCAGGAGGAGAUGGUGGUGACAGAGCAUGUCAGCGACAAGGAGGCCCUGGGAUCCUUUAUCUACCACCUGUGCAAUGGAAAGGACACCUACCGGCUGCGGCGCCGGGCCACCCGGAGGCGGAUCAGUAAGCGCGGGGCCAAGAAUUGCAACGCCAUCCGCCACUUCGAGAACACCUUCGUGGUGGAGACGCUCAUCUGUGGGGUGGUGUGAGGCCCACCCUCCAGGCCCACCCCUGCCCUCCUCUCUCUCCUUCUGGCCACUCUCUGGCCCUCCUCCUCCCUUUGCUUAGCUUGUACCUUGGGCACUUCUUUCCAUAGAUGUGACACGUCUCACCUACCCCUUCCCAGCCCCGCCCUCCUCCCUGUACCAGGGCUGUGAUCUCUCGGGGUGGGGGUGGGGCCUCUGCCUCUGCUGGUCUUUCGGGGUAUGAGGCGGGAGGGGACAGUUGCCCAAGGUGGUUUCUGUUAUUUUAGGUCAGCUCCCCAGUGGCUGGGCCAAGGGGAAGGACUAAACGGAGGGGCUGGACACGUGAAAGCCUGGAGGCGGGGGGCGGAGGCAUGGAUGGGGCUUGGCGUGAGGUCCAGAAAUAGCCCCCACAGUUGGGGAAAUCCCGGAAGACUCCUUUCCUUGCACAGCACAUUUCCUCUGUCCUCCUGGUUCUUAGACUAAGUAUGGAAUAAAGGUGGGGAGAAGUGACCCAUCUGAGCACAAGAGAAGGUGGCUAUCCUAGGGUCGCCCCUGGGCUCCUGUCAGUGCCUUCGGCCCACCAGCAGGAGCCUGGAGUUUGAGGGUGGGGCGAGUCUGCCAAGCACAAUUGUUCUCUGAGUGGAACCAAAGAAAUGAGGGGCUGGGCCGCCCUGGCCUGGUACCUAGGAACACAGGAGCAGGUGGGUAUAUUAGUCAUGGGCUGUGAGCUGUGGGCCCGGGCAGUGGAUGGAGCUCGAGCCUUCCUACAUGCCAGGGCGACUGUGAGAGACGGAAGCGGAAGGGAGAGCUGCCUGGUACUUGUGUCCCUGCCUCCUCUUCCGUUCUGGAUCUGUCCUCUGUCCAGGGGUCCAUAAUAUUUCUCCUUUUGCAUGUUUUUACGGAUGUUUGUGCUGGCCGUCCUCAGCUCUGAGCCUGGGAGAGGCUUCGGCGCCUUGAGUCAGACUUGGGUGCUCCGUGGCGGCGAAGCUCUUAAAUGCUUUGUAUAUUUUCUCUAUUAGAUCUCUUUUCAGAAGUGUCUGUAGACAAUUAAAAACAGCAACAAAAGAAACAAAA
Molecule: messenger RNA, 2005 nt
Organism: Meriones unguiculatus (Mongolian gerbil)
Lineage: Eukaryota; Metazoa; Chordata; Mammalia; Rodentia; Muridae
Gene: Itm2c
Product: integral membrane protein 2C
Exons: 6
Coding region: 146-955 (269 amino acids)
Biological process (GO): negative regulation of amyloid precursor protein biosynthetic process
Cellular component (GO): Golgi apparatus; plasma membrane; extracellular exosome
Molecular function (GO): amyloid-beta binding
Source: RefSeq, a predicted model, not a curated record